Molecule: messenger RNA, 1743 nt
Organism: Trypanosoma cruzi
Lineage: Eukaryota; Euglenozoa; Kinetoplastea; Trypanosomatida; Trypanosomatidae
Product: surface protease GP63, putative
Exons: 1
Coding region: 1-1743 (580 amino acids)
Biological process (GO): proteolysis; cell adhesion
Cellular component (GO): cytoplasm; membrane
Molecular function (GO): metalloendopeptidase activity
Source: RefSeq, a predicted model, not a curated record
AUGCACCAGUUACUCAAUCCAUUCAUUUCUUUUCUCAAGGUAAGCCAAUUGACAAGCAUACAAACAGCUAAAGUGCACUGUGAAAGGCCCAAAAGAAAAAAACACACAAGGAUGCGUCACACCCUGCUAUUCCAGGUGCUGCUACUCUGCUGCGUCUCUGGUUCUGUUGCCGUCGCUGAGCAUCACUGCAUCUCCGAUGAAGUUGAAAACAAGGUUGGCCCCCGGACGACAGCAGUGGUGCUAGAGCUGCCAACUCGGGGAGGUGGCAUGAUGCGGGCGCUGACUGCCUCGGCUCCCGAAUGGGCGCCCAUCCGUUUUCAAGUCUUCACGGAGGAUCUGAACGAUCCCUCAAAACACUGCACCGCUGAGAAGCAGAUUCGUCCAGACUUUAUUGGGAGAAAUCUUGAGUGUAAUAAAAGGGAUAUUUUGACGAAGGAAAAAAGAUCCAUCAUAAUAAACUCCCUUCUUCCCCGAGCGUUCCGAAUGCAUACGGAUCGUCUACUUGUUAGGCCUCUCACGGGCAGGGUUAUUGUACCAGGGUACUCGUCAGGUGUAUGCGCUCAGUUUACAAUACCCAGCUCCCAUCAAACAGAGGGUGUGAGCGGUGCGGACAUGUACUUGUAUGUCUCCGCUGGCCCGACACAGGGUUCCACACUUGCGUGGGCUACUACAUGCUUAAAAUUACCCGAUGGACGCCCUGUUGUUGGAGUGGUGAAUUAUGGCCCGAGGUCUGUCACUGAUUCGGAGAACAGUGUUCGUGUUUCAGCGCAUGAAGUUGCACAUGCUCUUGGGUUUGCUGUGUGGUUACUGCAAGAACGCAAUAUGUUGAAGGAGGUUUUGAACGUACGCGGCAAAGCAAAGGUGCUGCAGGUGUCGUCACCCAAGACGGUGGAGAAGACUCGCGAGCACUUCAACUGCGUGAAUGCUACCGGCAUGGAGCUGGAGGAUGAGGGUGGGGAAGGAACAGCAUCGUCGCAUUGGGAGAGACGCAACACAAAGGACGAGCUGAUGGCUGGUAUUUCCGGAAUCGGCUACUACACGUCCCUGACAAUGGCUGCUUUGGAGGACACCGGGUUUUACAAGGCCAAUUGGGGAAUGGAGGAACCGAUGUCAUGGGGCAACAACUCCGGCUGCGCGCUGCUGACAGAGAAAUGCCUGAUGAAUGGCGUCAACAAGUAUUCAGAGAUGUUUUGCACCGCUGAAACAACUCUUAUUUCAUGCACAUCGGAUCGUCUGGCGCUGGGGUACUGUACAAUCUAUCUCUACACAGCCGAACUUCCCCAACAAUAUCAGUACUUUUCGAAUCUCAAACUUGGCGGUUCGAACUCCUCCUUAAUGGACUUAUGCCCUUACGUUCAACCGUAUUCCAACACUCGGUGCAGCAAUGGGGAAGCAAGCAUCAUGCAUGGGAGUCGCGUUGGCCCGAGAUCAAAGUGCUUAAAGGGGGAUGGGCUUGUCGAUUUCAUGGGUCGUAUUGGUGACGUGUGCGCUGAGGUGUCGUGUGAGAAGGGUGAGGUGAGCGUGCGGUACCUUGGAGAUGAUACAUGGCGCCAGUGCCCAGAAGGCAGCAGUAUUACACCAACUGGGCUGUUCACGGGAGGAAAGAUUUUGUGUCCAAAGUACGACGAUGUGUGUAUUAUCUUUGAUCCACUCAGGGGAGGCGGAGACGUGAGCAGUUUGUUGUCAGUUUUUCCAUCAAUUUCAGUGAUUUUACUGGUCCUUAUUUUUAUAUCAAUGUAUUGA